Molecule: messenger RNA, 957 nt
Organism: Brettanomyces nanus
Lineage: Eukaryota; Fungi; Ascomycota; Pichiomycetes; Pichiales; Pichiaceae
Exons: 1
Coding region: 1-957 (318 amino acids)
Biological process (GO): protein geranylgeranylation
Cellular component (GO): Rab-protein geranylgeranyltransferase complex
Molecular function (GO): Rab geranylgeranyltransferase activity
Source: RefSeq, a predicted model, not a curated record
AUGUCGCUACUCAUUGAUAAGCAUGUUGAUUACAUCAAAAACUUGUUUCGAAACCCUGUGUACUUGGAGCACUGGAUGGCCGAACACCUCAAGAUGAAUGCGCUCUAUUGGGGAAUAGGUGCAUUGUUCUUGAUGCAUCAUGAGGAUGAGUUCAAGAAGGAGGAUGUUGUUUCCUUUAUAAUGAAUUGCUACGAUGCUAACUGUGGUGGUUUUGGUUCUGCACCUCGCCAUGAUGCCCAUUUAUUGUCCACAUUAUCUGCCUUACAAGUACUCAAACUAUACGACUCAUUAGAUGCUCUAGAUAAAGACAAGAGAGAGAAGACGAUUCAAUUCAUAGUGAGUCUUCAAUUGGAUGACGGAUCAUUCGAAGGAGAUCGUUUUGGCGAGGUAGACACUCGUUUUGUGUACACAGCGAUUCAAUCAUUGGCCAUUUUGGAGACUCUAGAGCCUAAAGUUGUUGAGCCAGCAGUAGACUUCAUUCUUCAAUGCCAGAAUUUUGACGGCUCAUUCGGUAUCAUGCCAGGAGCGGAGUCUCACGCUGCACAGGCAUUUACAUGUAUAGCUACUUUGGCCAUUUGUAACGCUUUGGAUCGUCUUCCUAAUAAGGAAACACUAGAAUGGUGGCUUAGUGACCGGCAGGUGGCAAAUGGAGGCUUGAAUGGCCGACCAGAGAAGUUACCCGACGUCUGCUACAGUUGGUGGGUGUUAUCAUGUCUUGGAAUAUUGCAAAAGCUGAACUACGUAGACGGUGAAAAGCUCGUACAGUUUAUAAUGAAUAGUCAAAGUGACACGGGUGGAAUUAGUGACAGACCAGGCAACGAGUGCGACGUUUAUCAUACAUACUUCGGACUAGCUGGAUUAAGUCUAUUGGGGAAAUAUGGAUUGGCAAGUAUCGAUCCUAUAUAUGCAUUGCCGACAGCGAUAACUAAGACGAUCAAGAAAUAUCCGUACAAAUGA